UAGCUUCAAAUCGUUUUCCAAUGGCGUCUUACAGAUCAGUUUGUUAUGCCCAUCUUCUUUGUUUGCUUUUUCAAGCUGUUUUCAUCAGCCUUUCAUGUGCUUACAAUGUUUCCCAUGAUGGAAGAGCCAUCAUCAUUGAUGGGCAGCAUAGGGUUUUGCUUUCUGGGUCCAUUCAUUACCCCAGAAGCACACCAGAAAUGUGGCCUGAUCUUAUAAGGAAAGCAAAGGAAGGCGGCUUGGAUGCAAUAGAGACUUAUGUUUUCUGGAAUGCCCAUGAGCCAGCACGUCGCCAGUAUGAUUUCUCUGGUCAUCUUGAUCUUAUAAGGUUCAUUAAAACCAUUCAAGACGAAGGCUUGUAUGCUGUUCUUCGAAUUGGACCCUAUGUUUGUGCUGAAUGGAACUACGGAGGGUUUCCUGUUUGGCUACAUAACAUGCCCGGUGUACAAGAGUUUCGAACUGUAAACGAAGUAUUUAUGAAUGAAAUGCAAAAUUUUACAACUUUGAUAGUAGAUAUGGUUAAACAAGAAAAACUCUUUGCAUCUCAAGGUGGCCCUAUUAUUAUCGCUCAGAUUGAGAAUGAAUAUGGGAACAUGAUAUCAAAUUAUGGAGAAGCUGGGAAAGUUUAUCUCGACUGGUGUGCUAAAAUGGCUGAAUCUCUUGAUGUUGGAGUUCCAUGGAUCAUGUGCCAAGAGAAUGAUGCACCCCAGCCAAUGAUCAACACAUGCAAUGGUUGGUAUUGCGAUUCAUUCACACCAAAUGAUCCCAAUAGCCCCAAAAUGUGGACUGAAAAUUGGACAGGCUGGUUUAAGAGUUGAGGCAAAGACCCACACAGGACUGCCGAGGACCUUGCCUUUUCUGUGGCAAGAUUUUUCCAAACUGGAGGCACGUUUCAAAACUAUUACAUGUACCAUGGUGGGACUAACUUUGGUAGAACAUCGGGUGGCCCUUAUCUCACUACAAGCUAUGACUAUGAUGCACCUCUUGAUGAAUUUGGAAAUCUCAAUCAGCCAAAGUGGGGACAUUUGAAGGAACUUCACACGGUCUUGAAGGCAAUGGAGAAGACCCUUACCCAUGGCAAUGUUUCCACCACUGAUUUUGGAAAUUCUGUCACAGCCACUGUUUAUGCAACUGAGGAAGGAUCAAGUUGCUUUUUUGGAAACGCAAAUACUACUGGUGAUGCUACAAUCACUUUCCAGGGAAGUGAUUAUGUUGUUCCAGCAUGGUCUGUUAGCAUUCUUCCUGACUGUAAAACCGAAGCUUACAAUACUGCUAAGGUGAACACUCAAACAUCAGUGAUCGUUAAGAAGCCAAACCAGGCUGAAAAUGAACCAUCUUCUCUCAAAUGGGUUUGGAGGCCUGAGGCCAUUGAUGAACCUGUAGUUCAAGGAAAAGGAAGCUUUUCCGCUAGUUUCCUUAUUGACCAAAAAGUAAUAAAUGAUGCUAGUGACUACCUCUGGUAUAUGACAAGUGUGGACCUCAAGCCAGAUGACAUAAUUUGGAGUGAUAAUAUGACUCUUCGAGUUAAUACCAGUGGCAUAGUACUUCAUGCAUUUGUCAAUGGAGAACAUAUUGGUUCUCAAUGGACCAAAUAUGGGGUUUUCAAAGAUGUUUUCCAGCAACAAGUCAAGUUAAAUCCUGGAAAGAAUCAAAUAUCAUUGCUUAGUGUAACUGUUGGAUUGCAGAAUUAUGGUCCAGUGUUUGACAUGGUACAAACUGGAAUCACUGGUCCGGUUGAACUGAUAGGACAGAAGGGCGACGAGACUGUUAUAAAGGAUUUGUCUUGUCACAAAUGGACAUACGAAGUUGGCUUGACCAGCUUGGAAGACAAUAAGUUUUACAGUAAAGCAAGCACUAAUGAGACCUGUGGUUGGUCGGCAGAAAAUGUCCCCUCAAACAGUAAAAUGACAUGGUACAAGACUACUUUCAAAGCCCCUCUUGGCAACGAUCCUGUUGUAUUGGAUUUACAAGGAAUGGGCAAAGGUUUCGCCUGGGUUAAUGGCUACAACCUCGGCCGUUACUGGCCUAGCUACUUGGCUGAAGCCGACGGCUGUAGCUCUGAUCCUUGUGACUAUCGCGGCCAAUAUGACAACAACAAGUGUGUCACCAACUGUGGCCAGCCUUCUCAAAGAUGGUACCAUGUGCCUCGGUCUUUUCUGCAAGAUGGUGAAAAUACCUUGGUGUUGUUCGAGGAAUUCGGCGGCAAUCCAUGGCAGGUAAAUUUCCAAACGCUGGUGGUGGGAUCAGUAUGUGGUAACGCGUACGAGAAGAAGACAUUGGAGUUGUCAUGUAAUGGACGGCCAAUCUCUGCAAUUAAGUUUGCCAGUUUUGGUGAUCCACAAGGAACAUGCGGAUCUUUCCAAGCGGGGACUUGUCAAACUGAGCAAGACAUAUUGCCGGUGCUUCAACAGGAGUGUGUCGGAAAGGAGACAUGUUCCAUUGACAUUUCUGAAGAUAAGCUUGGCACAACUAACUGCGGAAGUGUUGUCAAAAGACUUGCUGUGGAAGCUGUGUGUUAGUAGGAAUAUUAUAUAAUUUAGACAAAGCUAUUUUUCAUGUUUUCCUUUAGUUUUUACUUACCGUAGGGCGAAAUGUGUUUGUCCUAAAUUUUGUUUUGCAACCCUUCUGGGUGAUUAGUUUUUAGUUUAUCGUGAAACUUUUAUUUCCUGAAUUCAUAAUUUUAACUUGAUAGAUUCAUUUCCAAUA
Messenger RNA from Mangifera indica (mango), 2703 nucleotides. RefSeq names its product beta-galactosidase 15-like. Gene Ontology annotation, molecular function: beta-galactosidase activity; carbohydrate binding. Lineage: Eukaryota; Viridiplantae; Streptophyta; Magnoliopsida; Sapindales; Anacardiaceae. The record is from RefSeq and is a predicted model, not a curated record. Gene Ontology annotation, biological process: carbohydrate metabolic process. Gene Ontology annotation, cellular component: cell wall; vacuole.